Molecule: messenger RNA, 2472 nt
Organism: Cervus elaphus (red deer)
Lineage: Eukaryota; Metazoa; Chordata; Mammalia; Artiodactyla; Cervidae
Product: UL16-binding protein 1-like
Exons: 5
Coding region: 6-806 (266 amino acids)
Biological process (GO): antigen processing and presentation of endogenous peptide antigen via MHC class I via ER pathway, TAP-independent; immune response; antigen processing and presentation of endogenous peptide antigen via MHC class Ib
Cellular component (GO): external side of plasma membrane
Source: RefSeq, a predicted model, not a curated record
GAGAGAUGGGUGGCUCCAAGACCAGUCUUGGCUUCCUCCUUUUGCUUCUGAUUGGCGUGUUGAGCGGGACGUCCAGCGACGCUCAUUCUCUUUCCUAUAAUUUCACCGUUGAUCCUCGGCCCAGAGAUGGUCAGCCAUGGUGUGCGGUUCAAGGCGAAGUGGAUCAAAAGGUCUUUCUCUCCUAUGACUGUGAUAGAGCUGAGAUCAAGUACAUGAGUCCAUUGGGAGAGGAAGUGAAAAGUAUGAACGUCUGGGAAACACAGACAGACACACUCAGAGACACUGGAGACUUGCUCAAGGAGCAAAUGCCUGAUGUUAUCCCGGAGAAAGACACAGACAAGGACGUUCUGACCCUGCAGGCCAGGAUGAUGUGCUGGAGUGAAGACAAUGGACACACCAGUGCAUCCUGGCAGUUUGGCUUCAAUGGAAAACUGUGUCUCCUCUUUGAUUCGGAGAAUGGACAUUGGACAGUGGUUCAUUCUAAAGGGAGGCGGAUGAAAGAGAAGUGGGAGAAGGACAGAGCUGUGACUGACUUCUUCAAGAAGGUCUCCAUGGGAGACUGUCGGCACUGGUAUCAGAAUUUCCUGCUGCACUGGGAGAAAAUAUUGAAAACCACGGCAUCACCGACCACGGGCCCCCCUGCAGUCCAGCCCACGGCCACAGCCAUCAGUCACACCGCCUGGAUUGCUCCUGUGGCUCUCACCAGUUUCGUCAUAAUGGGCAUCAUAAUAGCCUGUAUCCUUUACAAGAAGAGAUCCAGGAGAUCAGACCCCAAGGAUCCUGAGUCUGUUUUCCGGUUGCUGUGACACAGUAGAUGCAUCAUCUCAUGGCUUUUAUCAGGUUUGAUGAAAUCCUACUCAGCAUCUUAAAAAAAAAAAAAGAAACAAUUUAUUUCACCACUUUCUUUUGGUGAUACGUGAUGGAAUAUCUAUACGGAAAUAAUCAAGUACUUGAAGAAGUCUCCAGAAACAGGACAUUUUUCAUAUUCUUCUCAUUUGUGGAUAAUUAAAUUCUUCCGUGCCUCGUGACCUCAUUCUUGCAAAUGAUAUUGCAAGAAAAAUACCAUCUCUAUUACACAACUCAGGGAUUCUUUCUGUGUCUGGACAAAACCACCUCAGCCUGUUUUCAAUAGAGUGAAGUUUUAUUUAUGACUAUUUCCCUUAAUAACUUAUUAUGCUUAAAGUGAAAGUGUUAGUCGCUCAGUCCUGUCUGACUCUCUGCGACCCAGUGGACUGUAGCCCGCCAGGCUCCUCUGUCCAUGCGAUUCUCCAGGCAAGAACACUGAAGUGGGAUGCUGUUUCCUUUUCCAGGGAACCUCUGCAACUCAGGGGUUGAACCCGCGUCUCCUGUGUCUCCUGCAUUGACAGGCAGAUUCUUUACCAUCUGAGCCACUGGGGAAGCCCAUUUAUUAUGCUACUGCUAUUUAAGUAAAAAUCUCAGUACUCCAGAAAACUUGAAGUAUUUAAGUUUCUCUCUCACGAGAGAAGUCAUGAUAUUUCACCAUUUCUCCACCUUAUAGGAUUAAAUGUACCUAGUGCUUCUGAGAAAACACGGUCUGAGCAGAUGCGUGCGCCCUGUGUUCAUGGCAGCGCUGUUCCCAGCAGCCAGGCCUGGAAGCCACCUAGUGUCCACUGACAGAUGAAUGGAUAGAGAAGAUGUGGACAUAUAUCCAGUGCAAUGUUACUCAGCGUCAAAAAGAAUGAAAUAACGCCAUAUGUAGCAGCAUGGAUGGACCUGGAGAUUGUCAUAUUGAGCAACAUAAGUCAGACAGAGAAGCAGAAACACCUUUUGACAACACUUGUAUGCCGGUGAUACAAGUGCUCUUACUUACGAAAGAGAAAGAGACUCAGAGACUUAGAGAGUGCAUUUAUGGUUGCCAGGGGGAAGGGAUGGGGGGAUUGUUAGGGAGUCUGGGAUCAACAUGUACACACUGAUUUAUUUAAAAUGGAUAACCAGCAAGGACCUUCUGUGUAGCACAUAGAACUCUGCUCAAUAUUAUAUGGCAGCCUGGGUGGAGAUGGGAUGGGAGUCAGGGAAGAAUAGAUGCAUGUACGGAAGUGAAAGUGAAAGGUUAGUUGCACAGUCAUGUCUGACUCUUUGGGAUCCUGUGGACUGUAAGCUGCCGGCUCCUCUGUUCAUGGAUUCUCCAGGCAGGGGAGUACUGGGGUGGGUUGCCAUUUUCUUCUCUGGGGGACCUUCCCUACCCGGGGAUCGAACCCGGGUCUCUUGCAUUGCAGGCAAAUUCUUUACCAACUGAGCCGCCAGGGAGGAUAGAGACGUGUAUGUGUAUGUUAAAUCCCUAGCCUAGCUUAUUUGUGCUGCUCAUUCAGGACACCUACACUCCUCUCUGGGUGUAUAUUUCCACUUUGCUUCCAUUUUAAAUAAACAAACUGUUUCUCUGUAUGUCUCCAGUAAUAACUUUGGUACCUGUUUUUACAGUUUUUGCCUCUGUGAAACAUUCUUGCUUUUGAA